Messenger RNA from Phytomonas sp. Hart1, 1524 nucleotides. NCBI's taxonomy places the organism in Eukaryota, Euglenozoa, Kinetoplastea, Trypanosomatida, Trypanosomatidae. The record is from the annotation of a GenBank genome assembly.
AUGUUGAGCCUUCAAGACGAACCCGAGGAGAUUAUUCAGGAUGUGAACGACCUCGUCGAGACCUUUAUCACGAACAUCAAGUGUCGGAGACUGAGUGAGUACUCCAGCGAUGGCGAGUCGCUCUCCACCAUCGCCGCCGUUCAGAUGACCGAUCUCAUGGCGACGAUCGUUCGGAUUUUUCAGCAGUACGAGGAGCGACCCGAUGGGUUUGGGAUGCAGAUGCUCAAGGCCGGCUACCCGGUACUGGAGGUUUCGACCCUGCUUGUUCGUCGGCUGCUGGUGCUGAUCGCGCGCGCCGGGGACGCCCUGCUGCGCGCGCAGUUCGCGACGCUGCUUUUGAUGAAUGUCACCCGUCGGGUGCUCUCCUUAUUGCGCGAGGCCGCGGCGAACAACCGGGCAACCGUGCAGGAACUCGAACUCGAGGCGAAGCGCCUCCUGGACGGCCUGAGCUCCGACGACGAGGGCGAGGAAAAAGGGAAGCCCCGCGAGGAGGCGCCGGAGCGGGGACGCCCCCUCCAGCAUGUGGCUUCGUCGCCGAAUUCGCUGGAGAGCUCGCCCGGGACGCAGGCGACGCGGCGGCGGAUGUCCGUUCGCUUCGCGGGGAGUCCGCCGGCCUUGGAGGGCGGCGCCCCGGAGCGAUUCCCGCGGAACCCGAGCCGAGGGCUACUGCACGGGGUGGGCGGGAUUGGGGCGUCGGAGAUCCCGGGGCAGCAGUUCCUCCGGCGGGCGCCGAGCCAGCGCGCGGGGUCGUCCGACCCCGCCGAAGAAGGGACCUUCCCCGUGAAAGUCUUCCCCUUUUUCGAGGACGCCCUGAACGGCAUCGAUGAGCUCAAGAGCGAGAUUGACGGGAUGGUGGAGGAGCUCUGCCGGCGGGCGCCGCGGCAGCUGCACCGCAGCGACACCGUCCUCACGAUGGGCGCGAGCCGGACGACCCACCGCUACCUCCUCCAGGCCGCCAACGCGGGCUGCGAUUUCAAGCUGAUUUUGCUGGAAGGGGCGCCGGGCCCGCGGGGGCCGUGCGAGGCCCUGGCGGCCUCCCUCUCGCGCUGCGGGGUGGGGGUGCAGGUGCUGCCCGACAGCUCCGCCUUCGCCGUGAUGAGCACCUGCACGAAGGUGCUGGUGGGGGCGGAGAGCGUGCUCGCGAACGGCGGGAUGCUCGCGCCGGUCGGGACGCAUAUGUUGUGCGUGGCCGCCAAGCACUUCGCGGUGCCGGUGCUCGUCGCGACGACGACGCUGAAGAUGUCGCCGUAUUAUCCCAACAACCAACUCUGCACGCGGCUCGUUCGCAUCGCGCGGACGGGCGCGCAGGAGAUGCCGUGGAGCACCUACGGCUCGCCGGAAGGGGUGCUGCCGUCGCCGUUUGGGCAGUCCUGCGCGGACGGCGGGGGGGUCUUCGGCGUCUACGCGCCCAUCACGGAGUACGUCCCGCCGGAGCUGAUCGCGCUUUACCCGACUAAUGAAACCGAGUUUACGCCCUCCCAGGUGCAUCGGUUUGUUCGUGCAAACUACAGCGAUGCGGAUUAG